This is a messenger RNA of Heterocephalus glaber (naked mole-rat), 2509 nucleotides long. The record is from RefSeq and is a predicted model, not a curated record. NCBI's taxonomy places the organism in Eukaryota, Metazoa, Chordata, Mammalia, Rodentia, Bathyergidae.
GCCAGCCGGGGCGCCCGCGGAGGCCUCGUCCACCCCGCGGAGGGCGCCCCGGAGAGGCGGCUUCCGUCCUGCCGCCUGCGCUUCCUGCAGGCUCAGUCUGAGGCCCGCCGGCCUCUGCCUCUCUCCGCCAACUUUCCUGUCUCCAGCACCUCCUAGAUGAGGCUGGAGGAGUCCUGGCCGAGCAGCCCAGCCUUCCCGGAGCGUCCGAGGCCCCACGCCCGCCAGGUUCCCGCCAGCCCGGCCCAGCCUCCUGCGUUGGUCCUGUUCGGGCGGAGGCCUGGACUGGCCUUGGCUGCGCCAACCAGGGACCCGAGGACAGACCCCGAGGGCCUGGCGCAGGGAGGACACGGCAGGGCAGAGCUCGGGAGAUCCACCAGUCCCAGGGGCAGGAAGACGUGGAUGGGAGGAGAAGGCAGAGUCCCCCCAGCUCCAGCCAGAAGGUGCCUCGGCUGCACCCUGGCUGCCCAUCCCCAGAGAGAAGGUGGCGGACCCAGGACCGCCUGGCAGAGCCCGAGCGACGUGGCGGACGUUUACCAGCGGGAGUUCCUGGCGCUGCGCGACCGCCUGCACGCGGCGGAGCAGGAGAGCCUUAAGCGCUCCAAGGAGCUCAACCUGGUGCUGGACGAAAUCAAGAGGGCCGUGUCCGAGAGGCAGGCGCUGCGGGACGGGGAAGGGAACCGCACCUGGGGCCGCCUGGCAGAGGACCCGCGGCUGAAGCCCUGGAACGGGUCGCAUCGGCACGUGCUGCACCUGCCCACUGUCUUCCACCACCUGCCGCACCUGCUGGCCAAGGAGAGCAGCCUGCAGCCGGCCGUCCGCGUGGGCCAGGGCCGCACCGGAGCGUCUCCCUGCUCCCCCGCAGUGUCGGUGGUGAUGGGCAUCCCCAGUGUGCGGCGUGAGGUGCAUUCCUACCUGACGGACACGCUGCACUCGCUCAUCUCCGAGCUGAGCCCGCAGGAGAAGGAGGACUCGGUCAUCGUGGUGCUGAUCGCCGAGACUGACCCUCAGUACACAUCGGCAGUGACAGAGAACAUCAAGGCCUUGUUCCCCACAGAGAUCCGUUCCGGACUCCUGGAGGUCAUCUCCCCUUCCCCCCACUUCUACCCUGAUUUCACCCGCCUCAGAGAGUCCUUCGGGGACCCCAAGGAGAGAGUCAGGUGGAGGACCAAGCAGAACCUUGAUUACUGCUUCCUCAUGAUGUACGCGCAGUCCAAAGGCAUCUACUACGUGCAGCUGGAAGACGACAUCGUAGCCAAGCCCAACUACCUGAGCACCAUGAAGAACUUCGCCCUGCAGCAGCCCUCGGAGGACUGGAUGAUCCUGGAGUUCUCGCAGCUGGGCUUCAUUGGGAAGAUGUUCAAGUCCCUGGACCUGAGCCUCAUUGUGGAGUUCAUCCUCAUGUUCUACCGGGACAAGCCCAUCGACUGGCUCCUGGACCACAUUCUGUGGGUGAAGGUCUGCAACCCUGAGAAGGAUGCGAAGCACUGUGACCGGCAGAAGGCCAACCUUCGGGUCCGCUUCAAGCCAUCCCUCUUCCAGCACGUGGGCACCCACUCCUCCCUGGCCGGAAAGAUCCAGAAACUGAAGGACAAGGACUUUGGGAAGCAAGCUCUGCGGAAGGAGCAUGUGAACCCACCUGCCGAGGUGAGCACAAGCCUCAAGACUUACCAGCACUUCACCUUGGAGAAGGCCUACCUGCGUGAGGACUUUUUCUGGGCAUUCACACCUGCCGCAGGGGACUUCAUCCGCUUCCGUUUCUUCCAGCCACUGCGCCUUGAACGGUUCUUCUUCCGAAGCGGGAACAUCGAGCAUCCGGAGGACAAGCUCUUCAACACAUCGGUGGAGGUGCUGCCCUUCGAUAACCCCCAGUCAGACAAGGAGGCCCUGCAGGAGGGCCGCCCAGCUGCCCUGCAGUACCCACGGAGUCCCGACGGCUACCUGCAGAUAGGUUCCUUCUAUAAGGGCGUGGCGGAAGGGGAGGUCGACCCGGCCUUUGGCCCCCUGGAGGCCCUGCGCCUCUCCAUCCAGACCGACUCCCCAGUGUGGGUCAUUCUGAGCGAGAUCUUCCUGAAAAAGGCCGACUAGAAGAGGCUUCCGAGGCACUCCCGGACUGCCUGACAUGUCCUCGCCGCUGCCCCAGGAGGGCCUGGCGGGUCCCUACAGUGGUUCUGGUCCGGCCAACCUGGGGUCCGCCGCUGGCCCGGAGGCCCCAGGAGCUGGUGCUGCCCCAGCCCGCCGGGCCACGAGGAGGCUGGCGGCCCCACACUGUGCCUGAGGGCUGGCCCAUGCCGUGCCGCCCGAACCGAACCCACCCGGAGGUGGACACGGCCGGCCUAGCCAGGCCAUUUCAGAGGAGCUCUUUCUUGGGCGCUGCUGUCUCUGGCGCGAACACUGGAAUGCAUAUACUACUUUAUGUGCUGUGUUUUUUAUUCUUGGAUACAUUUGAUUUUUCACUUAAGUCCUCAUAUACUUCUAUAAGAGCGUGACUUGUAAUAAAGGGUUAAUGAAG